AUGACUUUUUUAAAUUAAAAAAAAAAUAUAUGUAUUUUUGUAUUUUAUUAAAAGAUAAUUUUAUAAAUAUAUUAUAUUUAUUUAAAAAUGUCAAAAUGUCCUUUUUCUAAUUAAUAAAAAUGUUAAUUUUCUGAUUAACAAAAAUAAAUAUUAAAUGUAAAAAAUUCUUUUUAAAAAUUAACAAAAAGUUAAAUAAAUUAAUCAAAAUGUCCUUUUGUUGAAAACGAAAAGCCUUAAAUUGGAUUAAUUGAUAUUCCAGAAAAAUACUAGAUAUAUUAUAUAAGUAAUUAUGAUCAUUUAUUAUAAGAAAAAAAUAUGUAAAUGAGUUUUAAUUUAGAUAAAAUACUUGAAAAGUAAAUAUAAAUAUCUUAAAAUCGUAUUAUAUUUGAAUAAAUUCCUAUUUUUUUAAAACACACUUUAUUUUUUGAUUAUUCUAAUCUUAAAAAAAUUCAAUAAAAUGAUGUUUAUGAAAGAUUUUUUAUAUAUAAAAAUCUAAAAGAAAAAGGUAAUGAAAAAUUCAUUUCUAAAGAAUAUUCAAAAGCUUUAUAUUAUUACGAACAUGCUUUAAGUAUUUAUAAAUGGUUAGAAAUAAAAGAUAAACAAUAUAAUAAUGAGGAUGAAGAAGAAUAUAUUUUAAAAGAAGAUUAUGAAUUAGAAGAUGAAUAAAUAAAUUAAAAAUAUAAACUUUUAGUAAAAUAAUAAAAAUAAAAAACAAUAAUAUAAAUAUAUAUAUAUAAAAUAUAUAUAUUUAUAUAUAUAUAUAUUUUAUUUUAUUUUAUUUAUUAUAUUUAAUAAAAAAGCUUACAUAAUUUAAUGACGAAAAUAUAAUUAUAAAAGAUGGUGAGGAAAUAAUAGAUUUAGAAUAAUAAAAAACUAGAAUCAAAUUAUUAGAAAGCAUAUACAAUUUAAUUGGAAAUUUUAAAAAUAAAUGAAAAUUCUAGUUUGGCAUAUUUAAGAAUAGCCCAGUGUAAAUUAAGUAAUAAAAAAAGUACUUAUAAAGAUCUUCUUGAAGCGAAAUAAAUUUUAGAAAAAAGUUUCCUUUUAAGAGAAAACGAUGAGAUUUUUUCUAAUUAAAAUAGUUUUAUACGAAAAAUAUUAGGUUUGGAUAAUUAUGUUAGUUUUUGGGAGAAAAUAUAAAAUUAAUUAUAAGAAAAAAUAUUAUUAAAAAUAUAAACAGAAACUUAUUUUUUCAAAGAAAUAUUCGAAAGAGUUGAAGAACUUUAAGAAAUAGAAAAAGAAAUGAUUCAAUAAGGAAAAAUAGUCUAAAAUAAUAUUAUUUUUGAUUUAAAAUAAUCAGAAAAAACUAUUGAAGAAGAUCUUAUUUUAAUUAUUAAAAGCAAAUAUUAUUUAUUAUAUAGCGGUUCUUUUUUUGAUAAGAAUAAAAAAACGAAUAAAAAUUAUAAAAAAUUGAAGAAAUACAUAAUUAAAUGUAGUUUUUUAUGA
Messenger RNA from Ichthyophthirius multifiliis, 1443 nucleotides. RefSeq lists its product as hypothetical. Lineage: Eukaryota; Ciliophora; Oligohymenophorea; Hymenostomatida. The transcript has 2 exons. The record is from RefSeq and is a predicted model, not a curated record.